Molecule: messenger RNA, 2214 nt
Organism: Porites lobata
Lineage: Eukaryota; Metazoa; Cnidaria; Anthozoa; Scleractinia; Poritidae
Source: the annotation of a GenBank genome assembly
AUGAAAGAUCAGGUAAAAAAGAGUCCAGCUCGACUGUUUCAAGAAACUGCCAAACAUUUGUCACUCCAUCCACGCACAAUGAUGGAACAAGAAAAUAACCGUAAGAGUGCGUAGUUCCAGAAAAUAUACAUACCAAAAACACCCCCCCUCCCCCGACGGAGGGCAACCGAAAACAAACUAUACGGGACCAACUUAACCCAGUGUCUAAUAACAAAGAAUUCCUCGAUAUCUUUCUAGGAGUAAUGCACCUUAUUACCAGACAGUGGCAGUACUACUUUUCCUUAAUACUUAUGUUAAUCAGUUCUCUUUGCCUCGAUUGCACCUACAAAAUUCAAAAGAAAGAUAAAAGAAUAUCAAAAUUUGACGCCAUUUUUUUUUUUGAAUAAUGUGCUUAUUGAAAUCAAUUUUACGUUAGUCAAUCAAUCAGUCAAUUUUAAGUUUAUUGUAUAAUUAUUUACCUAUAUAUCAUUCUUUCUAUUGUUCUCAUUUUUAGUUUAUCAGCAACGUCUUAUGUAAAUUUCAAUUCAAAUUUUUGGAGCCGUUAUAGUAUUUUCUUUUAGUGUUGUUCUGGCCCUGGGGAAGGCAAAUUUUGUUUGUUGAAAUAUUAGUCUCAAAUAAGUCAGCCCCUUUGUCGUAUUGCCAGUCUUAGCUUGCAUUCAAUGAAUUUGGUUUUUGUUUGCUACCUACUUAAAUACCUAAUACCUACCUAUCUGUCCUUCCUACCUACCUAACUACCAACCCUACCCUACCCUACCCAUCUACCUGCCCUUGACUUACGGCCUGUACUCCCUAAGGUGAAAAUGCCAUAAUAAUUGUCUUUUGUUGCGUUUAAUUUCAGCUGACGUAAAUUGAUUUAUAUACACCGGCUGUGAUUCACGAAAAGUGACUCAAAAUGGAGAUUGGCAUGUAAGUAUAAAGGAGUGCACCACACAAUUGUUUGAAUAUAGAGGUCCAAUGGGCAUAGUUUUUAAGGCGCUCGGUCUUUAAAGGGACACAGUCAGCCAUGGGACCGUGCUGGCCUGGGCAAUACUUUUCCCAGUUUGAAAAGCGUUUACCUCAACCCGAAAUCAAAUCUACGCGUCCGAUACAUCUAGAAAUCCGCUUCAAUCCUACCUAGUGUUUCAUUCGAUCCUCGAUCUUUUUACUGAAAAUCUCUUUUUGAGCAAACUUUUACUCAUCCUAUGACAUUAUUUUAUCAUAUUUGGUUAAAAACAGUAUUCAAAGGAACAUGAACAGAAGCGGUGAGAAACGCGUAGGCGCCGGGCGGGAGAAAUCGCCUUCUUUUACCAAAAUAACAAGAGAAAUGAAUCAGUAACAUUGACGAGCAAAUAAUCGUUAUAUAUAUUUGGAAAAUGGAUGCAAAAGGUUACAUAUAUUUGGAAAAUCAAGCGUUCUCGACCGUGAACCUUCCACACAGUACAAUCACUCAGACUUCGUGCAAUUUCUCACCUCUACUGACGUUCGAAUUCGAAAGUAUUCGUCGAUGUUUGGCUUCCCUGGAAAAAUCCAUCGGUGAAUUCUCAAUGGUAUAUAAAAAAUGAGUGCUCUGAUGUGGCUUAGGGCCUAUAAUCACGAUUUCGGCUUGUAACUAGUUCAACUCUACAUGGUGUGUUUAGAGUAUUCCAGAUACGCUUUUGUUUCACGCGCGUCUUGUGACAUGCAAAUCAGCUAAGAAGUUGUAUUUAAUGCGUAUGUGCAUCAGCUGACUGUGUCCCUUUAAGGAAGGUUCAAUCUCCAGCCGUGAAAGCUUCGAUGCACCCGAGGUACUCCCCACCAGACAGCUGGGCGCACGGGCCAAUCAGAAGCCAGCCCGCAAAAUUCUGCGAGCUGGCUUCUGAUUGGUCAAUUUUAACAAUUGCAUAAAUUAUUAGUGUGAAACUACUCUAAUACAAACAAAUAGGGCGCGCAAUGCAAGAUUGAAAAUUUUUGCUUGGGCCCUGAGAAGUAUUCGUUCCUAAUAAUUAUAGGGAAAAACAAAGUCUGGCUUUGAAGGAGCUUAUUCAGGGUCAAGAUAAUUUUUUUAUUCUACUAACGAUUUCAAUAAAAUCCUUAAUUUUUCAAUCUUUUCCCAUAGUAAUGGAUUAUGUGAAAGGCAACCAAACUGAAAAGUCUAUUAUGAUAGUCGUCUUUCCACUUGUUUCACUUAAGAAAGGCCAAGUAAAUUAUCUUAACAGCAAAGGUAUAAAGGCAGCUUACCUCGGUGAAGGCCAAUGA